This is a messenger RNA of Tribolium castaneum (red flour beetle), 6529 nucleotides long. RefSeq names its product fatty acid synthase. Lineage: Eukaryota; Metazoa; Arthropoda; Insecta; Coleoptera; Tenebrionidae. The record is from RefSeq and is a predicted model, not a curated record. The transcript has 15 exons. Gene Ontology annotation, molecular function: fatty acid synthase activity; oxidoreductase activity. Bases 42 to 6491 code for a protein of 2149 amino acids. Gene Ontology annotation, biological process: fatty acid biosynthetic process.
ACACCACAAAAAUUUUCUAUUAUUGUGUGUGCGGUCUGACCAUGCAUUUCGUAAAAGACGACGUUGUCAUUUCCGGCAUUGGCGGUUACUUCCCCAAAGCUUUGAACAUCGAAAAAUUGCAAGAACACCUCCUCAACAAUGAGAAUCUCCUAGAGAGCCGCUGGAAGGCCGGCGAGCGCGGCGUUUCCAAUAAAAUCGGUGUCGUCCCAACUGAAUAUUUCGACAAUGCUUAUUUCGGAAUUCAUCGUCAGCAGUGCACUUUCAUGGACCCCAUGCACCGACUCAUCCUUGAACGCACCUACGAAGCGCUCAUUGACGCCGGUGUUAACCCGAGCGAGGUUCGCGGUAAAAGAAUCGGUUGUUUCAUGGCUUCGUCUCUCGGAGAGAACGAUAAUUUGUUUCUGGAGUCUGUGGUGAGCGGGUUUGGUGUCACUGGACACUCUAGGGCUAUGAUGCCAAACAGGGUGUCCUACUGGCUGGACCUUAAAGGGCCAAGUGUUGCGUAUGAUAGUAACUGGAUUGGAGGUAUAGAAGUGGUAAGGUUGGCCUAUGAAGCUAUCAAAACAGGUCAAUGUGAGGCGGUUUUGGUCGGAACCGCUAAUUUGGCCCUUAAUUCGGAGUUCCAAUGGUUGUAUAAUGACAUGGGUCUGUUAUCGGCUGAUGGUAGUACUAGGGCGUACGAUAUUGAUGCCCAGGGUUAUGCACGAAGCGAUGGGGUUGUCGUUUUGUACAUCCAACGUGCCAGUGACGCUAAACGUUCCUACGCCAGCAUUGUCAAUGUUGCCACUCAAUUUGACGGCAACCGGGAAGGAACUCUCUUAGAUAUAGACUCUAAUAACAUGGCAGAAUUCAUUAGCGACUUUUACAAGGACAUUGACGUUGAUCCGAAAGACGUUGAGUUUGUUGAAACGUACGGAAGCGCCCUUAAAGAAACCGAUCGUAAAGAACUAGAAGCGUUAGAAAAAGUCUAUUGCAAAAACCGCCAAAACCCUCUCCUUAUCGGCACCGUCAAGCCCAACACCGGUCACAGCGAAGCUUCUGCCGCGCUUUUCAGCAUUGUCAAAGUUUGUAUAGCCAUGGAGGCCGAGACAAUUCCGGCAACAAUCCAGUACCAAACGCCAAAUCCCGAAUUAAAACCGCUCCUUAACGGGAGUAUGGAAGUGGUGACACAGAAUCGUAAAUGGGGGGUUAAAUAUGCCGCAGUUAAUGCGAUUGGUUUGGAUUCGUACUAUGGACACCUCCUUUUGAAAGCCAAUCCCAAAAAGAAGGUCAAUGCUCAAGUUCAGGACGAUAUUCCAAGACUCAUACUUGCGUCCACUCGAACUGAGGCUGGGAUUAAGGAAAUUUUGCAAACUAUCAAGUCGCGCGCAACGAUUGAUCCUGAAUAUGUUAAACUCAUCCAGGAUUUGUAUUCUAAACCGAUUUUGGGGCACUUGUACCGCGGUUAUACGAUUUUGGGGGCUGAGGCCCCGAAAGAGGAAACUGAGUACCAUUUGGGCAACAAGCGCCAAAUUUGGUUCGUCUACUCUGGGAUGGGCAGCCAAUGGAGCGGCAUGGCCAGUGACUUGAUGAAACUCCCAGUUUUUGCAAACGCAAUCCACAAAUGCCACAAAGUAUUAGUCGACAAAGGCAUCAACUUGCUUGAAAUCAUCACCAGUAAAGACAAGACCAUGUUCGACAACAUUUUGCACUCAUUUGUGGGAAUCGCCGCAAUUCAAAUUGCCUUAACCGACGUUUUGCGGGCUGUUGGUAUCGUCCCAGAUGGUAUAAUCGGGCAUUCCGUGGGCGAGCUAGGGUGUGCAUACGCCGAUAAUUGCAUGACGGCCGAACAAAUGAUUUUAUCGGCCUACUCCCGCGGGAGAGCCUCACUUGAAGCCACCCUAAUCCGCGGCAUGAUGGCUGCCAUCGGCAUGGGGUACCAACAAAUCAAAGACAAGUGCCCCCCGUCCAUAGAAGUCGCGUGUCACAAUGGCCCCGACAGCUCCACAAUCUCGGGCCCCACCGAAGACAUGGAAAAGUUCGUCAAGGAGUUGCAAGACCAGGGGAUUUUCGCCCGUCUUGUCAAUGUUUCCAACAUUGCCUACCACAGCAGGUACAUCAAACCCGCUGCUCCAGGCCUCUUAAAAUACCUCAAGGAGGUGCUCCCCGAACCCGUGGCCCGCUCCUCAAAGUGGAUCAGUACCUCCAACCCGGAGGAAAACUGGGAGACGGAACUGGCCAAACACUCCUCGGCCGAAUAUCACACCAACAAUCUCCUGAGCUCGGUUUUGUUCGAAGAGGGCUUGAAACACAUCCCUAAGGACUCGGUUUUGAUCGAAAUCGCCCCACAUGGGCUGCUCCAAGCCAUUUUGAAACGCUCGGUCAAGUCAGGUUGUACCAACGUUUCCCUGACUCAGAGAGGCUCAAACAGCGGGGUUGAAUUCCUACUUUCGGCGUUCGGUAAAUUGUACUUGGCUGGUUUAGAUAUGGACAUUUCUAAGCUGUUCCCGCCGGUUGAGUACCCAGUAAGUCGGGGAACCCCCUGUUUGGCGAACUUAUCGCAUUGGGAGCACAGCGAAGUUUGGAGAACUGGGCUUGAGGAGAAACUGAAAUCGCUGUUCGGGGUGCGUGACUACCAAGUCACGCUGAACAGCGAGGAGUUCCGAGAGUGUGUGGGGCACCAACUUGACGACAAAAUCAUACUACCGUGCACCUCAUACUUGAGCACCAUCUUCGACAUUGUCGCAAACAUAAGCACUGGGCACAAGGAAUUCAUCUUUGAGAAUCUCCACUUUAAGAAAAUGUUAACCGUCCCGAGAAUCGGUUCGGUGGCGCUUCACGCAAUGAUCCAGAAGGGAAGCGGCGAUUUUGAGAUAAUCGCCGGGAACGACAUUCUCGUAACUGGAACUUUGACAUUCCCGAACCCGGCCGAUAAAUUCAUGAUUGAUCCAAUCAAAGUGGAGGUGUCUGACGACAACGUCCGCUUAUCCGGGACAGACGUUUACAACGAAUUCCAACACCGGGGACACAAAUACAGCGGUCAGUACAAAUCCAUCAAGAGUCUAGUCGUGUGCGAAAACGGCUCAGUCAGCCUGGCACAGUGGAACAACAAAUGGACCAUGUUUGUGGAAGCCAUGAUCCAACAACACUUGUUCCAAGACGGCGAACGCUCGCAGCAAAUCUACGUCCCGAAAAACAUUCACAAAAUCGUCGUGAACAAAGAGCUUUUGCCUAAUGAUAAAACCGACCUGGAGGUGCAUUACGAUUUUGCGACCGGGCUGAUCACCUGUGACGGGAUCCAGGUGGUUGGGCUUAAGGCUGUGCCCUUCCCCAAGGACCCGAAGGCAAUUUCGUUUGAUUCAAUUGAGUUUACUCCCUUUAAUUUGUCCAACUUGAGUAUUGAGAACGGAAUUAAUCUCGCUCUUCAACUCACUUUGGACAACUUUUCCGAGCAAUUUGUUACCACAAUCAGCAUCAAUGAAAUCGAGGGCAAGAACCCGCCUCUUUUGGAAAACAUCCAGAACGUGUGCUCCAUGUACUCGAAACUUAACAGCACCGUAACGUCAGUCAAAGACCCCCAAACUAUAGACUUACAAGUCUCCUACCCCUUUUUCGUCGUUUUAAACGACACAAUUAACGACGAAGUCGCAAAAUUAACAUCAUCAUCACACGGGUUUUUGUUAGUGCGUUCAAGCAAGCAAAUCCUGGCGUACCCUCAGAUCGCACAAGUGGCGCAAUUUAGUGUUAACGGAGUUGAAUACUCAAUUUUGCGCCGUGCUAAAACCACCCAACCGCUCAUUGUCACAGUGAAAGGCGACACUUUAAGCAUCAAAGACUUGACAAGAACUUCAGCUUCAUGGGUUAAUGAAUUAGAUACGGCUGCGGAAGCAGCCAAAGCCAAGAAAAAUAGUGUUUAUCUGGUCUCGUCUUUAGUCCCGACCGAAGGCAUGCGCAACUUUGUUGAAGAGUUGCUCUCAACACCUAAAAUGUCCAACGUUCGGGUGCUUUUCGCCCUGGACAGACGUAUCGGAAACGUUAAUGUUAAAGACCCCCAGUUGCAAGAAAUCUUCAAACUUGACUUGGUUUUGACGGUUAUUAAGGACGGGACUUUGGGCUCGGUCUUGCCAGUGCCACUGAAACUCAAAACCAACAUCCAGAACAAUUUCGGCAUCACUAGCAAUGCGAUCAAGGAUAAAGUCAUCAAUUAUGUCGGUAUUAAUUUGAAAGACGAGACUAUUUUGCCAGUCAGUGAGAAGAAAAAAGAGUUGGGUAAUAUUGAUUAUUCCGGGGUUGGAACAAACGGGCAAAAAGUGAUGGGUCUUGCCCAGCUUGACACAGACUUGUGCCAACUGGUCCCUGACUCAAUUUUGUCCUGGAACGUUCCUGAUAAAUGGAGUUUGGAGGAAGCUGCAACCAUCCCGCACGCCUACGUUAGCGCUUAUUACUGCCUGUUUGAGAAAGCCUGGCUGAAAUCAGGCGAGAUCGUCCUAGUUCAUGCCGGUUGUACGGCCAUCGGCUUAGCUGCAAUUUCGAUAGCUGCCAGUUAUGAUUGUAAAAUUUACACCACCGUAGCCACCGAAUGGCAAAGAAGUUUCCUCAAAAAACAAUUCGAUUGCUUGAAAGACGAGAAUAUUUUCAGUUUGGAGGAUUCAAGCUUCGAGCCUUUGAUUCUAAUGGCAACUGGUGGUGUUGGGGCUCAUGUUAUUAUUAAUUGCCUCUCUGGACAUCUCCUCCAAUCGUCAGUCGGUUGUCUGGCCGAGUACGGGAGACUGAUUCAGAUUGGUCAGCACGAUUGUGAGGAAAAUAACACAAUCGGGAUGAGCGUUUUUUUGAAAAAUACCUCGUUCUUUGUGGUCAAACUUGAGAAUAUUUUCUUGGAAUCGAACGAGGUUAAGCAGGAGAUUAGGGAUAUGGUUCAGAAGGGCAUUGAGAGUAAAACUGUGAGGCCAAUUAAUCGAAAAGUCGUGGAGCAUUACAACAUUGUGGAGAUUUUAAAUUCGCUAAGUCAGUCCGGAAACGUGGGCAAAAUCUUGAUCAAAAUCAACAACAACUUGCUAAUGAACAAAUUCAUCCUAAACAACCCGUCUCAAUUUAUUUGCGACUCGAAGAGUUCUUAUUUGAUUUAUGGUGGAAGUGCCGAACAAUGGACGGACGCAGUUGAAUGGCUGGUGUUCCGAGGGGCCCGAAAAAUCGUAGUUUCGUCCGAUUCUAAACCCCAACAAGUUUACGUCAAUCGGCGCCUUUCCCUUCUUCAGAGUUGUUACUCUGCUGAUAUUAUUUAUGCCCCGCCUAAGGCUCACACCAAGGAAGGUGCCACCGAACUAUUGACUGAAGUGUAUCACUUGGGCCCCAUCCAUUGUGUAUUCUCACUACCGGUGAAGUCAAAUGAUUCAAGAAUCAGCAAAAUCAAGCCAAUCCAGUACAUUGAUAACGCAUUAAGAACUAUCGCCCCCAAAGCAAUUCUGAUCAAUUUCGUGAACCACGCCGCUGGAAUUUGCCAAUUCCGGACCGAAGCCAACUUCCCCUCCUACCACAUCCAGUGGCACAAGGACUUGGACUUUGGCGAAAUAAUCUACGGACUGGACGAGAUUUUGACGUACAAUGUGCGCGAUAUUCUGAUCAAGAACGACAGAGUUAGCGAUUCGCACCAAGAAACCACUCAGUCACUUUUCAAAAAAUUGACUCUAAUUUUGCCCAACUCUUUGGAGGACUUUAUCGAGGAAACAAAAUCGGCCCCAGCUAAGCCACAACUGAUCCAACUGCGCACGCUGGGCCCCCGUGAAAUCAGGGAACUUGCGCCCGUUUUUAUUAUCCCUGGACUUUCAGGUUUCAAGGAAAUGAACGAAAUGGCCUUCCAGCUGUUGUACCCCACGUUUUGUGCCGUCUUACCUUCGACUCCCAUGCCCAUCAAAGAGCUGGCCCUUGAUUUGGUCGAACAAAUAAAAAAAGUGUGGCCGAAAGGCGCCUACAACAUCAUUGGCGUUUCCUGGGGGGGCGCCCUUAUGGUCGAAAUCGCCAAAAUUUUGGACAAGCAAGGAGCCAGCCUCCACCUCUAUUUCAUUGACGCGGCCCCCACAACUUUACAAGCCGCUGUUAAACACUUGGGCGAAAGCGCCACAAGCAUUGAGACGAACUUGCUAACCCGUGUUUUGAAAAUUAACGAUGCUGAGGUUGUUAGAAAGAUCGAAGAGGCGCCUGGUUGGGAUUCGCGCAUUAAACUGGCUUUGGACCACUUCGAGGGCCAUUUGUCCGACAAAAAGGCGCUGGGGCAAGGACUGUUCACCUUGAAGUCGCACUUGCAAAACUUGUUAACGUUCAGCCCGUCUGAGGAAUUAGUUUCGGGGCAAAUUCAUCUAAUCAGACCGACCGGCACGAGCAAAUAUGAUAAUUGCGGAUUAGUUUCGUAUUGCAAGCAAACGCCGCAGAUUACUUUGGUCAAUGGCGAUCACUUGAGCAUUAUUAAUAGUCCAGUGACUACGGAAUACAUCAACGAGAAGCAUUAUUUGAUUUAAUUUUUUCUGUAACUGUUUGAAAUAAACGAUUGGAGGAA